AUGAAUUCACCUGAUAAUAAGCAGAAAACGCAAGAUAACGUUGGAGAAAAAAAAAAAUCUAAUCAGGAUACAACAGUCGAUGAUGAAACACAAACAGAUUUAAAUAAUAACGUCGCUCGAUCAUCAAUAGAAUCUUUGCUUGGUUUUGUGACGCCAAAAGAAGAUACUAUUCCUAUUCACGCAAAAGAAGAUAAGGUCGAAGCAAAACAAGAUUCAACCAUUGUUGGAAUUGGAGAGGCACCUAUAAUAAUUGGAGGAAGGAAAGAAUCAACCAUUAACGGAAAUACAUCAUAUAUCGCAUUUACACCACAACCUAAUACACAGGGUUCACAAAACGUUCUCCAUUAUUAUGCGCCAUCUCAUGAACCUUCACAGUCUCAUACUAUGACACCCAUCAGAUCAAUCUGUAAUGUUAUUUCACCUUUAUCUUCGCAUAUACCAGCACCAACGUCACAACAUGUAUCACCGAGAUUACAUACUACCGAACAAAAUUUAAUAACGGAUAUGAACGUGAUUCAACAAGCUCAACCUAUUAUUCAGCAACAAUUGUCAGUACCGGUACAGACAAAUUCACAUAGUCUACCCACACUUCAUUAUCCAAUCACGAAUCAACCAAUAAAAACUCAAGCUGUAUCGGAGGAAGAACGUCACAGAAGACGUCUUGAACGUAAUCGUAUAGCAGCUCGACAAUGUCGAGAACGUAAAAAAGCUUAUGUCACAAAUUUGGAAACCCGAGUCACAAGACUUGAAGAAGAAAAUUCAAGAUUACGGCAACAACUUGGAAAUUUACAAACAAAAUUAAGUUACUGUCCGGCAGAAGUUCAGGAAACUUUGAGAUUGUAUUGCUUGGUUGAGGAUUUGAAGGAGAGAUUAAGUAAUGGGCAAACAAUAAAGACUGAUCCGAAAAUCG
Racocetra fulgida is the source of this 910-nucleotide messenger RNA. The record is from the annotation of a GenBank genome assembly. Lineage: Eukaryota; Fungi; Glomeromycota; Glomeromycetes; Diversisporales; Gigasporaceae.